Molecule: messenger RNA, 7722 nt
Organism: Acanthaster planci (crown-of-thorns starfish)
Lineage: Eukaryota; Metazoa; Echinodermata; Asteroidea; Valvatida; Acanthasteridae
Gene: smc1a
Product: structural maintenance of chromosomes 1A
Biological process (GO): sister chromatid cohesion
Cellular component (GO): cohesin complex; chromosome; nucleus
Molecular function (GO): ATP binding; protein binding; DNA binding
Source: RefSeq, a predicted model, not a curated record
UAUCUUUCUUGUGAUGCGCAUGCGUUGGUCCCUGUUUCCCGCGAACGGGAUUGGGCCUGAAAUGAGCUGAAAUUGUCCGAGAAAUAAGGAAUUUUUGCAGGAACGGUACGAUAUAAAUCAGCUACAUUUAUUUCAUUUAUGUUAGUACCAAAAACAAAACCAUGGGGUACCUGAAGCUGCUUCUUUUGGAGAAUUUCAAGUCCUACAGCGGCAAACAAACGAUCGGACCUUUCAAGCCGUUCACUGCCAUCAUUGGACCCAAUGGAGCAGGUAAAUCCAACUUGAUGGAUGCCAUCAGUUUUGUCCUUGGUGAGAGAACGUCUAAUUUGCGAGUGAAGCGACUUUCAGAUCUCAUCCAUGGUGCCCCCAUUGGUAAACCAGCCUCCAAUCGAGCCACCGUGACGGCUGUCUAUGAAGAAGAGGAUGGUAGAGAGACUAACUAUACCAGAAUCAUCAUGGGAGCUGCUUCUGAACAUCGUAUUAACAACAAAGUGGUCUCUGCUGCCGACUACACCGAGCAGUUGGAGAAGAUUGGUAUCCUCAUCAAAGCCAGAAACUUCCUCGUCUUCCAGGGUGCUGUGGAAUCCAUUGCCAUGAAGAAUCCGAAGGAGCGCACAGCUCUCUUUGAGGAGAUCAGCCGGUCUGGUGAACUGAAGAAUGAGUAUGACAAGCGAAAGGCUGAGAUGCUGAAAGCGGAAGAGGACACGCAGUUCAACUAUCACAAGAAGAAAGGUAUCGCUGCCGAGCGUAAGGAAGCCAAGCUGGAGAAAGAAGAGAUGGAACGCUACCAGAAACUUAAAGAAGAUUUGCUGGACAAGCAACUGGAGUUCCAACUGUUCAAGCUUUACCACAACCAGAACGACAUCAAGCGCUUUGGCGAGGAACUGAAGGGUCGGAAUGAUGAGCUCCGGCGAGCCACGGACAGGAGGGACAAAGUGGAGGACAGGAUCCGAGACAAGAAGAAAGAGUUGGGGCAGCUGACCCGGGAACUAGCUGCAAUAGAGAAAGACACACGCGAAAAGGAAGUUGAGCUGAAUAAGAAGAAGCCUCUCUUCAUCAAAGCCAAGGAGAAGACCUCCCACAUGAUCAAGAAACUCGAAACAGCCAAGAAGUCCUUGAAGAGUGCCAAGAAGGCCAAUGAGAGCCACAUGGGAGAGAUCAAGGAGUUGGAGGCGGAGUUGGAGGCGGUGGAAGCCAAACGUCUGGAGUAUGAGGAGAGGAUUGAGGAGGAGAGUCAGAGCCAGGGACGUGACUUGGAGCUAGAGGAGGAACAGGUGAACGAGUAUCAUCGUUUGAAGAAGGAAGCAGGAAUCCGAGCGUCUCAGCUGCACCAGGAGUUGGACAAGCUGAACCGAGACCAGAAGUCAGAUCAGGACCGCCUGGAGAAUGAGAAACACCGCAAGAGUGAACUACAGGCCAAGAUCAGACAGAAGGAACAUGAAAGGGAGGAGAACCAGAAGAGGUUGGAGAAGCUGAAUGAAUACAUCAGAACCAGCGAGCAGGCCAUCAAGGAGCAGCAGCGGCUGCGAGACUCACUGGAAUCUGACGUGGAGGGUGCCAAUGACCGCAUCAACAGCAUCAACCUGGAGCUGACCAAUAUCGUGGACCAGCUGGGCGAGGCCAAGGUGGACAAACAUGAGAACGCCCGUAGUCACAAGAAGGCGGAGCUGAUUGACAACUUGAAGAGGCUCUUCAGUGGGGUGUAUGGCCGCCUGAUUGACCUAUGUGAGCCCACCAACAAGAAGUACCAGAUUGCCAUCACCAAGGUCCUAGGCAAGAACAUGGAUGCCAUCAUCGUGGACUCCCAAAAGACUGCCCGUGACUGCAUCCAGUACAUGAAGGAACAACGCUCUGACCCUGAGACCUUCUUGCCACUGGAUUUCAUUGAAGUCAGGCCCACCAAUGACAGAUUGAGGGAAAUCCGAGACCCCCGAGGUGUGAAGCUCGUGAUUGAUGUUCUCCGCUAUGAUCCUCCCAACAUCAAGAAAGCCUUGCAGUAUGCCUGCGGUAAUGCGCUGGUCUGCGAGACUGUGGAAGAUGCCAGGAAGAUAGCAUUUGGUGGAGCCGAGCGCCACAAGGCAGUGGCUCUGGACGGAACUAUGUUCCAGAAGUCUGGCGUUAUCUCUGGGGGUGCCAGUGACUUGAAAGCCAAGGCUCGCCGCUGGGAUGAAAAGUCACUGAACAACCUCAAGACCCGUAAGACGGAGCUGACAGAGGAGCUGAAGGAACAGCAGAAGAUGAAACGCAAAGAGUCUGAGCUGAACAACAUCCGUUCCCAGAUGAAUGGCCUGGAGACCAGACUAAAGUACUCCAUCAACGACAGAGACAACACGCAAAAGAAGAUUGUAGCAACCAACAACAAGGCCAUUCAGAAACUGCAGCAGGAGCUGGAAGGAUAUGAGCCUCGAAUGGAGGCCAUUGAGGAGCAGAUUACGCAGCGGGCGGAGCUGAUCAUGGCCAAGCGUACCCAGAUGAAUCGCGUGGAGGAUGAAGUCUUUGCGGAUUUCUGCCGCUCCAUCGGCGUGGAGAACAUUCGCCAGUACGAGGAGAAGGAACUGCGGGCCCAGCAGGAGCGGGCCAAGAAACGGCUGGAGUUUGAGAACCAGAAAUCCCGGCUGGUCAACCAGCUGGAGUAUGAGAGGUCCAGAGACACAGAAGCAAAUGUCAAGAAGUGGGCCAAAGAAGUUGCUCAAGAUGAGAAGGAACUUGAGAAACUCAAGAAAGACGAGGCUAGACACAUGAAGGUGAUUGAUGAGGAGUCGGAGGCCAUGCAGAAGCUAAAGUUCUCCAAGACGACCAAGAAAUCGGAGAUCGAUGACAAGAAUGCUGAGGUGGAGGAGAUACGUAAACAGCUGUCUUCUGCCAACAAAGAAAUAGCAGCAAUCCAGAAACAGAUCACAGCUGUUGAGACCAAACUGGAACAGAAGCGAGCUGAUAGGCACAGCCUGCUCAAGACAUGCAAGAUGGAGGACAUCAAGUUACCUAUGAAACGGGGAACCAUGGAUGACAUCACAGAAGAAGGAGAGUCAUCCAGCCAGCAGGAGAGUUCAGUUGGUGAGGAAAGCACUAGCAUUACUGGUAUGGAUAGCAUGAGUAGCCAGGGGGCUCGCAUCAUCUACAAGAAAGAAGCAAAUAUUAUCAUCAACUACAAGCGGCUUAGUCAUGAACUGAAAGAGUGUGACACACCAGAAGAGAUCAGGGAACAAGGGGAUAAGCUAUCUGCCAACCUGGCCAGCAUGCAGGUGACCCUCCAGAGGAUAGCUGCGCCUAACAUGAAAGCCAUGGAGAAGCUUGAUGGGGUCAAGGAACGCUUCCAGGAGACCACCGACAGCUUUGAGGCAGCUCGCCGACGGGCCAAGAAAGCCAAGCAGAACUUUGAAGUGAUCCGCAAGGAGCGAUUUGACCGCUUCAACUCCUGCUUUGAGCAUGUGUCCACGAGGAUUGAUGAAAUCUACAAGGCUCUCUCCAGAAACCAGAGUGCACAGGCGUUCCUUGGCCCAGAGAAUCCCGAAGAGCCAUACUUGGAUGGCAUCAACUACAACUGUGUGGCCCCGGGGAAGCGAUUCAGGCCCAUGGACAACCUGUCUGGAGGGGAGAAGACAGUAGCAGCCUUGGCUCUGCUCUUUGCUCUCAAUAGCUUUCAGCCAGCUCCGUUCUUUGUCCUGGAUGAGAUUGACGCCGCUCUAGAUAACACCAACAUCGGCAAAGUGGCUGAGUAUAUACGGGAACAGUCGGAAGGCCACUUCCAGUGCAUUGUCAUCUCACUCAAAGAGGAGUUCUAUAAUCACGCAGAUGCUCUGAUUGGCAUAUACCCUGAGCAAGGAGAAUGCACCAUCAGUAAGGUGUUGACCCUUGACCUGACUGAAUAUGCCCAGGCCACCAGUGAAUCCAGUCCCAAAGCAGUGCGCUAACUACGCCUGCAGGGCAGACUAAAGCUUGUCAACUGGGGAUUCUGGCAUUGGAAGGAGAGAGGAUACACCACCACGUGGGUAGCAGUUCCAAGCAGAUGUGAUCCAAAUAAGUGUAGUCAGGAGCUACAUGUCUGUAAUUACAACUGAUUACUCUCAAGCCAUAGUGUAUACUUGUGCUUUGUACAUAAUAGGCAUUUUGUGUUUCCUUUGUCAUGUAAGGCUGUACAACUGACUAUUUGUCAUGGAGUAAGGUUUAUGUCCUUCCUCCAUGCUGUUUAUGUUGUAGUUGAGAUUUAUGUGAAUCAUCUUUUUUUAAGGGGGAUUAUUGAAAGACAGGUUGUUGUAUUAAGGUGGAAUGGUUUUCAAAUUCAAUUUCUCUUCAGUCCUUUUCCAUUUCUGCUCAUCAGAGUGUAAUAUCGUACAGUUUUGAUUAGCUCCAACUGUAUUCAUUAUAGUUUACCUACAGUGGGUCUUGAUAUGAUGCUGACUUCUUCCUUUUUGCAUGUGCAGAGUUCAUCAGCUACAUUAAGUUUAAGGGAAUAGUUGAUUAUUUUUGUCUAUGUUUGUAUAUAAAAUUCCCCUCUCAUGUCUAUUUGAUUUUAAGUCUCAUGUCUUAUUUCUAUAGUGAGUGAAACGACUGGUCACUAUGAAUUCCAUUUUAGUAAUGUUUGGGGGAAGAAAGUGAAAUCGUGAUCGAGGUCACAUUGUAAUUUGGUCUAAACAACAUCUUUAAAUCAACUUAUUGGCCAUAACUGAGAUACCGAUUUCGCUGACUUCAGGAUAAUUAUUGUAUCCCAGAAAUAUAACAGUGCUCUGUGAAAUAACAAAUAACCUGGAUGGAGAAAAAGGAAAAAUUGUUGGAAAUGAAGAUGGGUUCGUCAUUUUGUUUGGUAUUUUUGUUUCCAUAGAAAGGCCCCCAAGAAGUUGGUGUUAUUUUUAUCUAUGUCCAAUCCCAUAUCAUACCAUAAAUUGAGCUGAGAGAAGUGAGAGAGCUAUUACAAUAUAGAGUUUACUAAGAAGUAGUUGUCAGCUUGGUCACAUUUUCUGACAGAUGAGUCAUUUUGGUGCAACCACAAAUUGGAAAAGGAGCAGUGACCUGCAGUCCAAUCCUUGGUUAACACAUAUCCAGACAUAAGAUUAUUUGUCUGGUGUUCAAAUCUAUGGUUGUCAGAGGUGAUGUGGUUGGCUUCACCUCAGAGACAUGGGAAGAGGGAAACCAACCCAACCCACCAGUCUCCGUCCCAAAUGUAAACAACCUUUUUUCCCCCUUGAAAGCAGGGACCUGUAAAUCUUCAAACCACAGAACUGAGUUUAUUUCAUUCAGUUUCUGAUGUACAUUCAUCAGUUAUCUAUGUGGUUUAAGGGUUUUCUAACCAGGAACAUGGUAAUACAAAAUUAUCACCUCCUACUUGCUACAAAAACUGAGUUCAUACAAAAAGAAAAACAACAGAGCCAUUGACCCUCUUCAACCCAUUGGUUUAGGAAACACAUGCUACGCAAAAUGAUGAAUGCAUUUUAUGACGUGCUUCUGAUGAGUGGCAAAAAUUAUUUUUCCGAGAACCGGCGUGCCAUAGUUUAUGCAGUUGUGUCAUAGCUUUCAUCAUUACUUUGACAUCUUCAGACAGGGAAUAACCUCUGAGUAUGCUAUGCCUGGGGCAAGAGCACAUACAGCAAGGGGGGAUUGGGAAUGCCCAGAUGAAUUUGUCUCAAAAACACUUGAAUAGCUGCACAUGGGGCUUCCCAGCAUGGUGCGAGGCCCAGUGAAAACAAAUUGCCGCAGUCAGAAGUCACAGACAGAUUGCCGCAAGUACAAGUGCACCAACUAUCCCCAGUCCUGCCGAUUGUCUCUGGCCUUUUAUGGGAAUAGUGUUGCUGCAGUUCCACGUUUACAUGUUUAACGAGGAUGUCAGUUUGCAGGAAAAAUGUAAGAUUUUACAGACAGUCCUUGUCUACUAAGCGACAAAGCAACAUUAUCAAAUACACGUGUAACUGAAAAAAAAACAGAAGUGUCUCAUGGUUGUGGAGCACAUUUAUUACGAUGCUAAAACAUUUAUACAACUCUUGAGUAAAAAGCUGUCAUCUGAUUGGUGAGUCAUUGAUCAUGUGUCAAUUGAAUUAUUCAUUUUGUCAUUUGGUUAUCAUUCAACAGCUUUUUGCACAUGGUUGGUGUUAGAUUGUAAGCAAUGGCCCCAUAAAAAGGGAGUUUUACUCCUGAGAAGUACAUUGUAUGUAGAGAAAAAUCUGUACAAUUUAUGACAAGUGCCCAAAAUUUAGGCCUGACAUACAGGUAUAUGGAGUUCAGGACAGUUGGUUUCCAUUGGCCAAGUUUUCUGGUUUCAUGCCAGAUUGCCCUAAAGUUUCUUCAUUGAAUUGUUGAGGAUACAUUUUUUUAAUCGUGGCCUCUUGUUAAAAUGAAAAAAAAAACAACAGUGGUUCUGUUUGAGUCAAAUCAGACUUUCAAGUGCUAGUGCAAAUUCUGCUUUCAUCGAUGUUAAUGCAGAUUAUUUGUGGCACUGAGCCCAACAAUUUGUUACAUCAUGGCUGCUACGGUAAUAGAAGUUCACUUUGUUGUCAAAAAUUGAGCUUUAAUUAGAUUGAUGACGUAGCUUGGCAUCACACCAAAUCAAAAUAGUAAUAUGUCUCGCUGUGUGGAAUGCUGCAAAGUUCGGUGAAUAGACAAGCUCUGCAGUCAUGAAUGGGUACUUUACUUCUGAUGGUUUCAAGAAGUGUUAGUUACCAUCCAUCAUUGUUUUCCAGUUGAACAAAUAAUGUUUCAGCACCGAUCAAGCUGAGUUAACGUCCGCGUGUAUAAGCACACAUCGAUCUUCAGUCCUGGGUUCUAUCUUGUAAGUAAAGCCACAAGACGCAUCUUCAGGCCUGUUGGGUUGGAUGAACACUGAUCACUGCCAUCUGAGAUGUUGCAUCAUUGUGUGUGGUCAUUAGCCUGGGUUAUUUGUACUAUACACUGUUCUCCAACUCAUUUCAUCGGAAUCAACCCAGCCUGGCCAUUGUUCAAGAUGUAGAUGGGAUGGAUACAGAGUUGUGUAUGUGAGCAAUUCCCUGGUCACAGCUUACCUUACAACUGUUAUUUGGGUGUCAAAAAUACUUCUUGAACCUAGAACAAGCUCUACUGGAAGGGUAAUAACAAAAAUAUUAAUCCAUCAUUAAUUAGUGCCGAUAUUGUUUCAGAAUUUGAUUAGCUGUGAUCUGGAACUUGUAUAUCAAUAUCUUAAAUUUCAAGGAGUUCAAGAAACCCACUCAGUUCUUACACAGAGACCAUUUCAUUACACUUUUUUAUAAAGUGUGUCAUAUUUACCAGUAUUUAUGAAGGAAUUCAUGAAAUUUUGAUUUUAUCCAAUUUUUAACAUCUGUUAAAUUGGAAGUGCCGUAAUACAAGUUGGUCCGAGUUUAUUAAAUUGCAAUGAUGUUUCAUCUUUCGUUGGUUUCAAUGUUGGCAAAACCAGUGUUUUAGCCAGAUGAAUGAGAAAUGACUCAUGGAAAUACGUUUGGACAAUACUUACAUGUACACGUUGUGCACGUACAGUUUGUUCUGUAAGAUUUCCUGAGAAAUAUCCACCAAGAUAUGAGCUAAAUGGAGAAUAGCUUGACAUAGUUUCUCAUUUAUGUGGCAUUGUGAUAAUUGCAUGCAUUAAACUUUUAUUAUAAAAGGAUUCUGGGGAGUAUCAAUGCCUUUUUUGUCAAACAUGUUGAGUAAAGAAGCCAUCCAAGUUGAUGUUUAUUGUUUAAGACAAUUCUCUUGUUAAUGUUCACAAAUAAAUCUGUAGACCAUACAAAUCUAUUGUGCCGUGUA